GCUACUAAUUAUGUAUAUAUAUCAAGAAUGUGUAGUUAUAAUUAUUAAUAUAAAUACUAAAUCAAAAUGAAAUAAUUUAGCUAGUAACAAAUAUACUUCGUUUGUGAUAUAUAGUUUCUAUUUGUUUGAUUGUGACAGAACAAUGUCCAGUUCAACUAAAAAAAUUGAACAAAUGCAACAACAUGCAAUUGAAUUAUCAUUAGAAGCUAUGAAUUUAUUCUCAUCUCAUGAUGAUAUAGCUGAUUAUAUUGCGAAAACAUUCAAAGAGACAUAUUCAGGUUGUUGGGAAUGUAAAGUUGGAACAACAUUUGGAAGCUUUGAUACAUGGGAUUUAGAAUAUUGUUUUCGAUAUUUUAUUGACCAAUUGGCAUUCUUACUGUACAAAGGAAAUUAA
Schistosoma curassoni is the source of this 394-nucleotide messenger RNA. NCBI's taxonomy places the organism in Eukaryota, Metazoa, Platyhelminthes, Trematoda, Strigeidida, Schistosomatidae. The record is from the annotation of a GenBank genome assembly.